ACGACACAAAGAUCGAUAUCACCUUUGCAUUGACCACGAGGAUGUACAAGUGACUUUUUCGUUUCGUUUUCAAGUGUUAUUCUGAUUAUUACGAAAGUGAGAUUGUUCGUUUCGACGUAUCUGCUAAAAGGAAUCUUAAUUAGUGAGUGUUAGCAAAAUAGGCAAAAUCUUUUCCUUCGUGUACAGAAGGAUACUAAUUAAUAGAAAUGGCAAGUAAACGGACAGCAACAACUGAAUUAAAUCAUGACAAUUGGAACGAAGAGCAGGAACCAGAAGAAGCUGGAACAUUUACAAGAGCUACAAGUGACGUGCUCAGGAAGAGAGUUUUAAAAACUGCUAAACGAGGCCGUUUAUUGCCAAUGGAAUUUCAGGAAAGUUCUCUGAAAAGUGCAUUUGAAGGCUUUACUGGUUUUAAUACUACUCCUGCAAAAAAUGCUCCAUUUAGUUUUUUAGCUGGUGUAAGCACCAGUCCUAAUACAACUGUUAAUACUACAUUAACAUCAACGACUAUAAAUACUAACAGGAACAUCGCUAGCAAUGGUGCCACAAAAAUUGCUGAAAACAGUACGAAUAAAACAGAAACAGAACCUUCAAAAAUUCAGACAACAUCGAGCAUUAGUAUUGGCAAACAGGUCUCUACAGAGCAGAAAGUCGAGGAAACAAAAAAUAAUUCAUCCGAUUAUUAUACAAGAUUGAAGGGACUAAAUGAGAGUGUCGCACAGUGGAUAAAGAGUCAUGUGGAUUCAAAUCCGUUUUGUAUAUUGACACCUAUAUUUAAGGAUUAUGAAAAAUAUCUGAAGGAGAUUGUAUCAAAAGAAGAGAACACAAAAGCCCAAACUACCUUGCAGACUACAGAGCAUACAAUAAAGCCUAUGCAAAAUGAUAAUAAGAAAAAUGACAGUUCAGAAAAGAAAGACAUGUUCAGCAGUAAUACAAACACAACUACUAAAUCUUUAGUUGGAGCAGAGUGGAAACCUGAGAAAUCGGUUUUCAACAUUACUCCAAGUACUAAACCGGUAUUCGGUAACACAGAACAAAAAACUGAAAACGCUAAAACUAUAUUUAGUAAUAAGGAUGCGACUUCCGAGGUACCUAGACCGAUAUUUGGAAAUUUAGAAUCGAAUACGUCUAGUAAGAGCAUAUUCGGUAAUGUAAGUGUGGAAAACAAUCCAUUCUUACAAAAACUUCCCAUUGUCUCGGAUAGUAAAACAGAAGAGGAACAAACGAAAUCUGACACAAAGCCUAUAGCUCCAACUUUUGCAUCUUCUACUUUCAGUUUCGGGCAGAGUUCUACUACCAGUAACAUAACCGCUGGAUUUAGCUUUGGCAGCGGAAAGGCAUUUACUUUUGCCGCUUGCCCAAUCAAACCACAGGAUCAAGAAGAAAAGACAGACAAUGAUAAUAAGGAUGAAGAUGAUGAGGAACCACCAAAGCCAGAUUUCAAACCAGUAACUGAAGAAGGCGCAAUUUAUGAACAAAGAUGCAAAGUCUUUGUGAAGAAAGAUGGUAAUUUCAGCGACAGGGGUGUCGGUAUGUUAUUCCUAAAACCAACACCAAACGGUAAAACGCAAUUGAUAGUACGUGCUGAGACGGCACUGGGUAAUUUGUUACUUAACACCUUAUUGACUCAAAACAUACCGGUCAAGCGUAUGAACAAGAACACGAUAAUGUUAGUCUGUCUACCAAUGCCGGAUUCAUUACCGCCACCGGUUCCAGUACUAUUAAGAGUGAAAACUAGUGAGACCGCGGAUACUCUGUUUGAAAUGCUGGAUAAACAUACAAAAUAGACAAUAAAAUCGCUUGCUCUCUCUCACGCAACUUCGUGUGAGGAAUAAUUAGGACCGUUGAAAUACGAAUAAACAGAAACAUUCUCACGAAA
Harpegnathos saltator (Jerdon's jumping ant) is the source of this 1879-nucleotide messenger RNA. It is a transcript of the gene Nup50, whose product is annotated as nuclear pore complex protein Nup50. Bases 207 to 1787 code for a protein of 526 amino acids. Gene Ontology annotation, cellular component: nuclear pore. Gene Ontology annotation, biological process: protein import into nucleus. The record is from RefSeq and is a predicted model, not a curated record. The transcript has 5 exons. NCBI's taxonomy places the organism in Eukaryota, Metazoa, Arthropoda, Insecta, Hymenoptera, Formicidae.